Molecule: messenger RNA, 346 nt
Organism: Aricia agestis (brown argus)
Lineage: Eukaryota; Metazoa; Arthropoda; Insecta; Lepidoptera; Lycaenidae
Product: flexible cuticle protein 12-like
Exons: 3
Coding region: 26-346 (106 amino acids)
Cellular component (GO): chitin-based extracellular matrix
Molecular function (GO): structural constituent of chitin-based larval cuticle
Source: RefSeq, a predicted model, not a curated record
AGUAACCUACUACAAAACUCUCACAAUGAAAUCGUUCAUCGUAUUGGCUGUCCUCGUCGCCGCCGCCCUGGCCGGCCCCGUUAACCCCGACGGUGAAGCCGUCAUCCUCCGUUACGACGCCGACAACAACUCCGAACAAGGAGGCUACGAAUACGCGUAUGAGACCUCCAACGGCAUCCUCGCCCACGAGGAGGCCAGGAGCGUAGACAUCGGCACUGAAGUGCAAUCCUUGUUCGUCCAGGGAGAGUUCCAAUACCUGGGAACUGACGGUGUCCUCUACCGCGUGACCUACACCGCCGACAAGGACGGCUUCCACCCCCUCGGCGACCACAUUCCCCAGGCUUAG